Molecule: messenger RNA, 324 nt
Organism: Lactuca saligna
Lineage: Eukaryota; Viridiplantae; Streptophyta; Magnoliopsida; Asterales; Asteraceae
Source: the annotation of a GenBank genome assembly
AUGGAAAAGAUUUUUCUCGGUCGUCAACCGGCUGAUGAUAUACUUGGGAAUCCAUCAACUUAUGAAAAGGGAGGUGUGUAUUACUACUCUGAACGAGGGGAUCGAUUGAUUGACCUAAAUGCAUUUCGUGACACCCUUUGGCAGAAGUGCAAUUUUGAGAAUCCACAGCUGAGUACUUUUGGGAGUGAAGCUGAAGUUGAAGAAGUAAGAAAUACUGUUCAACAGCUUCUCAGAUGGGCAUGGAAACACAACAAGAACCUUGAAGAACAAGCUGCUCAACUCCAUAUGUUAACUGGAUGGGCACAUAUUGUUGAGGUUGCUUGA